CCCUCCGCCGCUCCGCUCCAACACAAAAUAGGGCCGCGUCUUCUCCUUUCUCCCCCUUCUGGAGUGGGGUUCACCAGGCAAAAGGGCCACCCGGAUCUCGCGCCGGAGGCUUCCUGAAUCUCCACGACCAUUGCCGAGAUCUCGGGCCAGGAAAUAGCCCCUUCGCAGGAACCACCCUACCGGCCGAACAGGAGGCGGAGGGGGGGGGAGGCGGAGCGGCGCCGCGCUGCACUACUUUCCUCUCCGGUUGCAAAUGGCUGCCUCGUUCCCCACUUUCCGCUCAGUUUCCUGACCCCCCGGCGCCGGGAGCCGGGGUUGGGCCAUGCACCUCUAAGCCCCCCGCGAUCGCAGCCAGCCGGGGGUCGAGAGGGUGCCGCCGAUCAGAGCCGGCCAGGCCGGGGGCGGGGCAGCUCCCGAGGCCAGAGGGGAAGGGAGGCGAGCGCAGGGCCUGGAGCGGCCGGAGGGGAGCGGGCAGAGGGCUCGCACCGCCCGCCCCUUCCUCUUCCUCGCCCACCUACCCUCCUCCCUUCCCCGGGGGGAGCAGAAGGUGGGGGGCUCGAAGCCGCCGAGGGCGAGCGCUUGGGGUCGAGGAGCCCGGCGCUGGGGUGUGUGUCAGGUUCAGCUUCGCGGCCCCGCCGGCUCCGUGUCGCCGUAGCUCGCGCGGCCCCGGGGCGCCGGCCCGAGCGGGGAGAGGGGCUCGGCGCUCCUGCGAGGGUCUCACGUUCCAUCCGGGCCCGGCGCGGGGCGGCGCGGCAUUCCUUCCGGGCUGCUGGGGAGGCGCCUCGACGUUCCAUCUGGAGAGCCUCGACGUUCCGCCCGAGCCCGGUGCGGGCGGCCGGGGCGCUGGCCCGGCCCUAGGACUGAGAGGCCGCCCGGCGACGCGGAUGCGGAUCCUGCUCGCCCAAGAUCAAAGCCACCGGUGCUCUCUUUGUGUCCGCUCGGGAUUCGCCGCCCAGGGGCUGUCCAUGGAAACCUAAACUGCUGGAACCCGAGGCAGAGAACCUUUCUUUGGCUUCUUGCUUUUUUUGGGCGGGGGAGGGUGGCCACUCCGACCUGGAUUUACCGUUCUUGGCCCCCCUAAGCCCCCCCGUGCGGGGGGCGGCUGUGAUCGCUCUGGCGGUUGGAGGUCGGGGAGCGGCCCGGGCUCUGGCCAUGUUCUCGGAUGAGGAUUUCUGGAUCGCCCUGUGAAGAGGUCUCCCCGAGAGGGCCCUGCCCGGUCGGAGAGAGGGAUGGACAGCCCGAAGCCGCCUGGUGAGGAUAAAGAUUCAGAACCAGCAGCUGAUGGACCUGCAGCCUCCGAAGAGUCAGGUGCCACUGAGCCAGACCUUCCCAAACCACAUGUGGGGGAGGGCUCUGUGCCCAGUUCUGGGGGUCCCAGGCUUCAGGAGCCUCCCCAGGACUGCAGUGGGGGUCCAAUGCGGCGUUGUGCUCUCUGUAACUGCGGGGAGCCCAGUCUACAUGGGCAGCGGGAGCUACGGCGCUUUGAGUUGCCAUUUGACUGGCCCCGGUGUCCAGUGGUAUCCCCUGGGGGGAACCCAGGGCCCAGUGAGGCAGCGCUGCCCAGUGAGGACCUAUCACAGAUUGGUUUCCCUGAGGGCCUGACACCUGCCCACCUAGGAGAACCUGGAGGGUCCUGCUGGGCUCACCACUGGUGUGCUGCGUGGUCGGCAGGCGUGUGGGGGCAGGAGGGCCCAGAACUAUGUGGUGUGGACAAGGCCAUCUUCUCAGGGAUCUCACAGCGCUGUUCCCACUGCACCAGACUCGGUGCCUCCAUCCCUUGCCGCUCACCUGGAUGUCCACGUCUUUACCACUUCCCUUGUGCAACUGCCAGCGGUUCCUUCUUAUCCAUGAAAACACUGCAGCUGCUAUGCCCGGAGCACAGUGAGGGGGCCACACAUCUGGAGGAGGCUCGCUGUGCAGUAUGUGAGGGGCCAGGGGAAUUGUGUGACCUGUUCUUCUGUACCAGCUGUGGGCAUCACUAUCACGGGGCCUGCCUGGACACUGCUCUGACUGCCCGCAAGCGUGCUGGCUGGCAGUGCCCUGAGUGCAAAGUGUGCCAAGCUUGCAGGAAACCUGGGAAUGACUCUAAGAUGUUGGUCUGUGAGACGUGUGACAAAGGAUACCAUACCUUCUGCCUGAAACCACCUAUGGAGGAACUGCCUGCUCACUCUUGGAAGUGCAAGGCAUGCCGGGUAUGCCGGGCCUGUGGGGCCGGCUCAGCAGAGCUGAACCCCAACUCUGAGUGGUUUGAGAACUACUCGCUCUGUCACCGCUGUCACAAAGCCCAGGGAGGACAGCCUGUCAGUUCUGUUGCUGAGCAGCACCCCGCGGUCUGUGGCAGAUUCUCAUCCCCAGAGCCCGGCGAUACCCCCACUGAUGAGCCCGAUGCUCUGUACGUUGCAUGCCAAGGGCAGCCAAAGGGUGGGCACGUGACCUCUAUGCAACCCAAGGAACCGGGGCCCCUGCAAUGUGAAGCCAAACCACUAGGUAGAGAAGGGGCCCAACUUGAGCCCCAGUUGGAGGCCUCCCUAAAUGAGGAGAUGCCACUGCUGCCCCCACCUGAGGAGUCGCCCCUGUCCCCACCGCCUGAGGAAUCGCCCACAUCCCCGCCGCCUGAGGCAUCGCGCCUGUCCCCACCGCCUGAGGACUCGCCCCUCUCUCCACCGCCUGAGGAGUCUCCUCUGUCUCCCCCACCUGAGGCAUCACCUUUUUCUCCACUGGAGGAGUCACCCUUCUCUCCCCCAGAGGAGUCCCCCCCAUCUCCCCCGCUUGAGACACCCUUAUCCCCACCGCCUGAAGCAUCACCUCUGUCACCGCCAUUUGAGGAGUCUCCCCUGUCCCCCCCACCGGAGGAAUUGCCUACCUCCCCACCACCCGAAGCAUCGCGCCUGUUCCCACCGCCUGAGGAGUCACCCAUGUCCCCUCCACCUGAAGAGUCACCCAUGUCUCCACCACCUGAGGCAUCUUGUCUGUUCCCACCAUUUGAAGAAUCGCCCCUGUCCCCUCCACCAGAGGAGUCUCCUCUCUCCCCACCACCUGAGGCGUCACGCCUGUCCCCACCGCCUGAGGACUCACCCAUGUCCCCGCCACCUGAAGACUCGCCCAUGUCCCCCCCGCCUGAGGUAUCACGCCUGUCUCCCCUGCCUGAGGUGUCACGCCUGUCCCCACCACCUGAGGAAUCUCCCCUGUCCCCACCACCUGAGGAGUCUCCCACAUCCCCGCCACCUGAGGCUUCACGCCUGUCCCCACCGCCUGAGGACUCACCCGCGUCCCCGCCACCUGAAGACUCACCUGCUUCCCCGCCACCGGAGGACUUGCUUAUGUCCCUACCCCUGGAGGAGUCACCCCUGUCGCCACUGCCUGAGGAACUGCGACCCUGCCCCCGGCCCGAGGAGCCACAUCUGUCCCCUGCGCCCCAGGAGCCUCGUUUGUCCCCUGUGCCCGAGGAGCCUCGCUUGUCUCCUGCGCCCGAGGAGCCGCGCCUGUCCCCUGUGUCCGAGGAGCCGCGCCUGUCCCCUGCGCCCCAGGAGCCGCGCCCGUCCCCUGUGUCCGCGGAGCCUCGUCUGUCCCCUGCGCCCCAGGAGCCGCGCCCGUCCCCUGCACCUGAGGAGCUGCAUCUGUCCUCCCAGCCUGAGGAGCCACGCCUGGCCCCCACGGCCGAGGAGCCGCAGUUGUCCCCAGUGCCCGAGGAGCCGCGCCUGUCCCCUCGACCUGAGGAGCCGCACCUGUCCCCUCGCCCUGAAGAGCACCCUGAGGAGCCAGGCCUGUGCCCGGCACCUGAGGAAUUGCCCUCGUUCCUCCCACCUGGGGAGCCACCCUUAUCCCCUUUGCUUGGAGAGCCGGCCCUGUCUGAGCCUGGGGAGCCACCUCUGUCCCCUCUGCCGGAGGAGCUGCCGUUGUCCCCAUCUGGGGAGCCAUCUUUGUCACCUCAGCUGAUGCCACCAGAUCCUCUUCCUCCUCCGCUCUCACCCAUUAUCACAGCUGUGGCCCCGCCGGCCCUGUCUCCUUUGGGAGAGUUAGAGUACCCCUUUGGUGCCAAAGGGGACAGUGACCCUGAGUCGCCAUUGGCUGCCCCCAUCCUAGAGACACCUAUCAGCCCUCCACCAGAAGCUAACUGCACUGACCCUGAGCCUGUACCCCCUAUGAUCCUUCCCCCAUCUCCAGGCUCCCCGGUAGGACUGGCCUCUCCCAUGCUGAUGGAGCCCCUUCCCCCUCGUUGUUCCCCACUCCUCCAGCAUUCCCUGCCUCCCCCAAACUCCCCUCCUUCCCAUUGCUCUCCCCCUGCUCUGCCACUGUCUAUUCCUUCCCCACUGAGUCCCAUGCAGAAGGCAGUGCAGGUCUCAGAUGAGGCUGAGCCACAUGAGAUGGAGACUGAGAAAGCCCCAGAACCUGAGUGCCCAGCCUUGGAACCCAGCCCUACUAGUCCUCUCCCCUCUCCCAUGGGGAACCUUUCCUGCCCUGCACCCAGCCCUGCCCCAGCCCUGGAUGACUUCUCUGGCCUGGGGGAAGAUACAGCCCCUCUGGAUGGGACUGACACUCCUGGAUCACAGCCAGAGGCCGGACAGACCCCUGGCAGUUUGGCUAGUGAACUUAAGGGUUCCCCUGUGCUCCUGGACCCCGAGGAGCUGGCCCCUGUGACCCCUAUGGAGGUCUAUGGCCCAGAAUGCAAGCAGGCAGAGCAGGGCUCACCCUGUGAAGAGCAAGAGGAGCCACGUGCACCAGUGGCUCCUACCCCACCUACUCUCAUCAAAUCUGACAUCGUUAAUGAGAUCUCCAAUCUGAGCCAGGGCGAUGCCAGUGCCAGUUUUCCUGGUUCAGAGCCCCUGCUGGGCUCUCCCGACCCCGAGGGGGGUGGCUCCUUGUCCAUGGAGCUGGGGGUAUCUACAGACGUUAGUCCAGCCCGAGAUGAGGGCUCCCUGCGGCUUUGUACGGAUUCGCUGCCAGAGACAGAUGACUCGCUGUUGUGUGAUGCCGGGACGGCUAUCGGAGGAGGCAAAGCGGAGGGGGACAAGGGGAGGCGGCGCAGCUCCCCGGCUCGUUCCCGCAUCAAACAGGGUCGCAGCAGUAGUUUCCCAGGAAGACGCCGGCCACGCGGAGGAGCACACGGAGGACGUGGCAGAGGACGGGCCCGGCUAAAAUCAACUACUUCUUCCAUUGAGACUCUGGUAGUUGCUGAUAUCGAUAGCUCUCCCAGCAAGGAGGAAGAAGAUGAUGAUGAUGACACCAUGCAAAAUACUGUGGUUCUCUUCUCCAACACAGACAAGUUUGUCCUAAUGCAGGACAUGUGUGUGGUAUGUGGCAGCUUUGGCCGGGGGGCAGAGGGCCACCUCCUUGCCUGUUCCCAGUGCUCUCAGUGCUAUCACCCUUACUGUGUCAACAGCAAGAUCACCAAGGUGAUGCUGCUGAAGGGCUGGCGUUGCGUGGAGUGCAUCGUGUGUGAGGUAUGCGGCCAGGCCUCAGACCCCUCCCGCCUGCUGCUCUGCGAUGACUGUGACAUUAGCUACCACACGUACUGCCUGGACCCCCCACUGCUCACCGUGCCCAAGGGUGGCUGGAAGUGCAAGUGGUGUGUGUCCUGUAUGCAGUGUGGGGCCGCCUCCCCUGGCUUCCACUGUGAAUGGCAGAAUAGUUACACGCACUGCGGGCCCUGCGCCAGCCUGGUGACCUGCCCGAUCUGUCAUGCCCCGUAUGUGGAAGAGGACCUCCUGAUCCAGUGCCGUCACUGUGAACGGUGGAUGCAUGCUGGUUGCGAGAGCCUCUUCACAGAGGAUGACGUGGAGCAGGCGGCUGACGAGGGCUUUGACUGUGUCUCCUGCCAGCCUUACGUGGUAAAGCCUGCUGUGCCUGUUGCGCCUCCAGAGUUGGUGCCUAUGAAGGUGAAAGAGCCGGAGCCCCAGUACUUCCGCUUCGAGGGUGUGUGGCUGACAGAAACUGGCAUGGCUGUGCUGCGUAACCUGACCAUGUCGCCCCUGCACAAGCGGCGCCAGCGGCGAGGACGGCUUGGCCUCCCAGGCGAGGCAGGGCUGGAGGGUUCUGAGCCUUCAGAUGCCCUUGGCCCUGAUGACAAGAAGGAUGGAGACCUGGACACUGAUGAGCUGCUCAAGGGUGAAGGUGGUGUGGAGCACAUGGAAUGCGAAAUUAAACUAGAGGGCCCCGUCAGCCCUGAUGGAGAGCCUGGCAAAGAGGAGACCGAGGAAAGCAAAAAACGCAAACGCAAACCCUAUCGGCCUGGCAUCGGUGGUUUCAUGGUGCGACAGCGGAAAUCCCACACACGUGUGAAAAAGGGGCCUGCUGCACAGGCGGAGGUGUUGAGUGGGGAUGGGCAGCCCGACGAGGGUGAGACGGUGUUGCCUGCCGACCUGCCUGCAGAGGGCUCUGUGGACCAGAGCUUAGCUGAUGGGGAUGAGAAGAAGAAGCAGCAGCGGCGAGGGCGCAAGAAGAGCAAACUAGAGGACAUGUUCCCUGCUUAUCUGCAGGAAGCCUUCUUUGGGAAGGAGCUGCUGGACCUGAGCCGGAAGGCCCUUUUUGCAGUUGGGGUGGGCCGGCCAAGCUUUGGACUAGGAACCCCAAAAGCCAAGGGGGAUGGAGGCUCAGAUAGGAAGGAGCUCCCGACCUCACAGAAAGGAGAUGAUGGUCCGGAUGUUGCAGAUGAAGAAUCCCGUGGUCCUGAGGGCAAGGCUGAUACGUCAGGACCUGAGGAUGGCGGCGUAAAGGCAUCCCCAGUGCCUAGUGACCCUGAGAAGCCAGGCACCCCGGGUGAAGGGAUGCUUAGCUCUGACUUAGACAGGAUUCCCACAGAAGUCUUCCUCAGCAGCAUCCUUCAUCGAUCCCUCACAGAACUGCCCAAGAUGGAAUCCAAGGACCUGCAGCAGCUUUUCAAGGAUGUUCUGGGUUCUGAACGAGAGCAACAUCUGGGUUGUGGAACCCCUGGCCUCGACGGCAGCCGUACACCGCUACAGAGGCCCUUUCUUCAAGGUGGACUCCCUUUGGGCAGUCUCCCCUCCAGCAGCCCAAUGGACUCCUACCCGGGCCUUUGCCAGUCCCCAUUCCUGGAUUCUAGGGAGCGCGGGGGCUUCUUUAGCCCGGAGCCCGGUGAGCCAGACAGCCCCUGGACAGGCUCGGGGGGCACCACGCCCUCCACUCCGACCACGCCCACCACAGAGGGUGAGGGCGACGGGCUCUCCUACAACCAGCGGAGUCUUCAGCGCUGGGAGAAGGACGAGGAGUUGGGCCAGCUCUCUACCAUCUCACCUGUGCUCUAUGCCAACAUUAACUUUCCCAAUCUCAAGCAAGAUUACCCAGACUGGUCUAGCCGCUGCAAACAAAUCAUGAAGCUCUGGAGAAAAGUUCCAGCUGCUGAUAAAGCCCCCUACCUGCAAAAGGCCAAAGAUAACCGGGCAGCUCACCGCAUCAGCAAGGUGCAAAAGCAGGCUGAGAGCCAGAUCAACAAGCAGACCAAGGUGGGCGACAUGGCCCGUAAGACUGACCGACCGGCCCUUCAUCUCCGCAUUCCCCCCCAGCCAGGGGCACUGGGCAGCCCGCCUCCUGCUGCUGCCCCCACCAUUUUCAUUGGCAGCCCCACUCCCCCCGCCGGCUUGUCUACCUCUGCGGAUGGGUUCCUGAAGCCGCCGGCGGGCACGGUGCCCGGCCCCGACUCGCCCGGUGAGCUCUUCCUCAAGCUCCCACCCCAGGUGCCCGCCCAAGUGCCUUCGCAGGACCCCUUUGGACUGGCCCCCGCCUACGCUCUGGAGCCCCGCUUCCCCACGGCACCACCCACCUAUCCUCCCUAUCCUAGUCCUACCGGGGCCCCCGCGCAGCCCGCGACGCUGGGCGCCUCAUCUCGUCCUGGGACCGGCCAGCCAGGGGAGUUCCACACCACCCCACCUGGCACCCCCCGACACCAGCCCUCCACACCUGACCCCUUCCUCAAACCCCGCUGCCCCUCACUGGACAACCUGGCUGUGCCUGAGAGCCCAGGGGUAGGGGGAGGCAAGGCUUCUGAGCCUCUGCUGUCGCCCCUGCCUUUCGGGGAGUCUCGGAAGGCCCUAGAGGUGAAGAAGGAAGAGCUUGGGGCAUCCUCUCCCAGCUAUGGGCCCCCAAACCUGGGCUUUGUUGAUUCACCCUCCUCAGGCCCCCAUCUGGGUGGCCUGGAGUUAAAGGCACCCGACGUCUUCAAAGCCCCCCUGACCCCUCGGGCAUCUCAGGUAGAGCCCCAGAGCCCAGGCUUGGGCCUAAGGCCCCAGGAGCCGCCCCCUGCCCAGGCUUUGGCCCCUUCCCCUCCCAGCCACUCGGACAUCUUUCGCCCUGGCUCCUACCCUGACCCCUAUGCCCAACCGCCGUUGACCCCUCGGCCCCCGCCCCCGCCCCCUGAGAGCUGCUGUGCCCUGCCUCCUCGCUCGCUGCCCUCUGACCCUUUCUCCCGAGUGCCCGCCAGUCCCCAGUCCCAGUCCAGCUCCCAGUCCCCGCUGACACCCCGUCCUCUGUCUGCUGAGGCUUUCUGCCCGUCCCCUGUUACCCCUCGCUUCCAGUCCCCUGACCCCUAUUCCCGCCCACCGUCACGCCCUCAGUCCCGGGACCCGUUUGCCCCACUGCAUAAGCCACCCCGCCCCCAGCCCCCUGAAGUUGCCUUCAAGGCUGGGCCUCUAGCCCACACUCCGUUGGGGGCUGGGGGUUUCCCAGCAGCCCUGCCCUCAGGGCCGGCAGGUGAGCUCCAUGCCAAGGUCCCAAGUGUGCAGCCCCCCAAUUUUGCCCGGUCUCCUGGGACUGGUGCAUUUGUAGGCACCCCUUCUCCCAUGCGUUUCACUUUCCCUCAGGCAGUAGGGGAGCCUUCGCUAAAGCCCCCUGUCCCUCAGCCUGGUCUCCCUCCACCCCAUGGGAUCAACAGCCAUUUUGGGCCCGGCCCUACCUUGGGCAAGCCUCAAAGCACAAACUACACAGUAGCCACAGGGAACUUCCACCCAUCGGGCAGCCCUCUGGGACCCAGCAGUGGGUCCACAGGAGAGGGCUAUGGGCUGUCCCCACUGCGCCCCCCAUCAGUCCUUCCACCACCUGCACCCGAUGGAUCCCUCCCCUACCUGUCCCAUGGAGCCUCACAGCGGGCAGGCAUCACCUCUCCAGCUGAGAAGCGAGAAGACCCAGGGGCUGGGAUGGGCAGCUCUUUGGCAGCACCUGAACUUCCAGGUACCCAGGACCCAGGCAUGUCCAGCCUCAGUCAGACAGAGCUGGAGAAGCAACGACAGCGCCAACGACUACGGGAGCUGCUGAUUCGGCAGCAGAUCCAGCGCAACACCCUUCGGCAGGAGAAGGAAACUGCGGCAGCUGCCGGAGCAGUGGGGCCCCCGGGCAGCUGGGGUGCUGAGCCUAGUAGCCCUGCCUUUGAGCAGCUGGGUCGAGGCCAGACCCCCUUUGCUGGCACCCAGGACAAGAGCAGCCUUGUGGGGCUGCCCCCAAGCAAGCUGGGUGGCCCCAUCCUGGGGCCGGGGGCUUUCCCCAGUGAUGACCGACUCUCCCGGCCACCUCCACCAGCCACCCCUUCCGCUAUGGAUGUGAACAGCCGGCAAUUGGUGGGAGGCUCCCAAGCCUUCUAUCAGCGAGCACCGUAUCCUGGGUCCCUGCCCUUGCAGCAGCAGCAGCAGCAACUGUGGCAGCAGCAGCAGCAGCAGCAACAGGCAACAGCAGCAACUUCCAUGCGACUUGCCAUGUCGACACGCUUUCCGUCAACUCCUGGGCCUGAACUUGGCCGCCAAGCCAUAGGUUCCCCCUUGGCGGGAAUUCCCACCCGCCUGCCUGGCCCUGGUGAGCCAGUGCCUGGUCCAGCUGGUCCUGCCCAGUUCAUUGAGUUGCGGCACAAUGUACAGAAAGGACUGGGACCGGGGGUGCCUCCGUUUCCUGGUCAGGGCCCCCCUCAGAGACCCCGUUUUUUCCCUGUAACUGAGGAUUCUCACCGACUGGCCCCUGAAGGGCUUCGUGGCCUAGCAGUGUCAGGCCUUCCUCCCCAGAAACCCUCAGCCCCGCCGGCCCCUGAACUGAACAACGGCCUGCAUCCAACGCCCCAUACCAAGGGUCCCAACGCGCCCGCUGGCUUGGAGCUAGUCAGCCGGCCCCCCUCAGGCACUGAGCUUGGCCGCCCUCCUCUGGCCCUGGAAGCUGGGAAGUUACCCUGUGAGGAUCCUGAGUUGGACGAUGACUUUGAUGCCCACAAGGCCCUGGAGGAUGAUGAGGAGCUUGCUCACCUGGGCCUGGGUGUGGAUGUGGCCAAGGGAGAUGAUGAGCUGGGCACCCUGGAAAACCUGGAGACCAAUGAUCCCCACCUGGACGACCUGCUCAACGGGGAUGAGUUUGACCUGCUGGCCUAUACUGACCCUGAGCUGGACACCGGGGACAAGAAGGACAUCUUCAAUGAGCAUCUGAGGCUGGUGGAGUCGGCCAAUGAAAAGGCUGAGCGGGAGGCUCUGUUGCGGGGGGUGGAGGCAGGACCCUUGGGCCCUGAGGAGCGCCCUCCCCCCGCUGCUGAUGCCUCUGAGCCCCGUCUGGCAUCCGUGCUCCCCGAGGUGAAGCCCAAGUUGGAGGAGGGUGGGCGCCACCCUUCCCCUUGCCAGUUUACCAUUACCACCCCCAAGGUAGAGCCAGCUCCAGCCACCACUUCCCUAGGCCUGGGGCUGAAGCCAGGACAGAGUGUGGUGGGCAGCCGGGACACUCGAAUGGGCCCAGGACCUUUUUCCAGUAGUGGGCACCCAGCUGAGAAGGUCCCCUUUGGGACCACAGGAGGACCACCAGCUCACCUGCUGACCCCCAGCCCACUGAGUGGCCCAGGAGGGUCCUCCCUGCUGGAAAAGUUUGAGCUAGAGAGUGGGGCCCUGACCUUGCCCGGUGGACAUGCAUCUGGGGAUGAGCUGGACAAGAUGGAGAGCUCACUGGUAGCCAGUGAGUUGCCCCUGCUCAUCGAGGACCUGUUGGAACAUGAGAAGAAGGAGCUGCAGAAGAAACAGCAGCUCUCAGCACAGCUGCAGCCUGCCCAGCAGCAGCAGCAACAGCAGCAUUCCCUGCUGUCCACCCCAGGCCCUGCCCAGCCUGUGCCUUUGCCACAUGAGGGCUCUUCUCCCAGUUUGGCUGGCGCCCAGCAGCAGCUUGCCCUGGGACUUGGAGGUUCCCGACAGCCAGGCUUGGCCCAGCCACUGAUGCCCACCCAGCCACCAGCUCAUGCCCUCCAGCAGCGCCUGGCCCCAUCCAUGACCAUGGUGUCCAACCAAGGGCAUAUGCUAAGUGGGCAGCAUGGGGGACAGGCAGGCUUGGUGCCCCAGCAGAGCCCGCAGCCAGUGCUGGCACAGAAGCCCAUGGGUACCAUGCCACCUUCCAUGUGCAUGAAACCGCAGCAGCUGGCAAUGCAGCAGCAGCUGGCUAACAGCUUCUUCCCGGAUACAGACCUGGACAAAUUUGCUGCAGAAGAUAUCAUUGAUCCUAUUGCAAAGGCCAAGAUGGUUGCUUUGAAAGGCAUCAAGAAGGUGAUGGCUCAGGGCAGCAUUGGAGUGGCACCUGGUAUGAACAGGCAGCAAGUGUCCCUGCUAGCCCAGAGACUCUCAGGGGGGCCCGGCAGUGAUCUGCAGAACCACGUGGCAGCUGGGAGUGGCCAGUCUCUCUCGUCACAGGAGCGGAGUGCCGGUGACCCCUCCCAGCCUCGUCCCAAUCCACCCACUUUUGCCCAGGGAGUGAUCAAUGAAGCUGACCAGCGGCAGUAUGAGGAGUGGCUGUUCCAUACCCAGCAGCUCCUACAGAUGCAACUGAAGGUGCUAGAGGAGCAGAUCGGGGUGCACCGCAAGUCCCGGAAAGCUCUGUGCGCCAAGCAGCGCACUGCCAAAAAGGCUGGCCGUGAGUUCCCAGAGGCUGAUGCUGAGAAGCUCAAGCUGGUUACAGAACAACAGAGCAAGAUCCAGAAACAGCUGGAUCAGGUCCGGAAGCAGCAGAAGGAGCACACUAAUCUCAUGGCAGAAUAUCGGAAUAAGCAGCAGCAGCAGCAGCAGCAACAGCAGCAGCACUCAGCUGUAUUGGCCCUUAGCCCUUCCCAGAGCCCCCGGCUACUCACCAAGCUUCCUGGUCAGCUGCUCCCCGGCCAUGGGCUGCAGCCACCGCAGGGGCCCCCCGGUGGGCAAGCUGCAGGUCUUCGCCUGCCCCCCGGGGGCAUGGCACUACCUGGACAGCCUGGUGGCCCCUUCCUCAACACCACCCUGGCCCAGCAGCAGCAACAGCAACAUUCUGGUGGGGCUGGGGCCCUGGCUGGCCCCUCAGGGAGCUUUUUCCCUGGCAACCUUGCUCUUCGAGGCCUAGGACCUGACUCGAGGCUUUUACAGGAGAGGCAGCUGCAGCUACAGCAGCAACGCCUGCAGCUUGCCCAGAAACUGCAACAGCAGCAGCAGCACCUCCUAGGACAGGUGGCAAUCCAGCAGCAACAGCAACAGGGCCCAGGGGUACCGGCAAACCAGGGUCUGGGUCCCAAGCCCCAAGGGCUUCUGCCUCCCAGCAGCCAUCAGGGCCUCUUGGUCCAGCAGCUGUCCCCCCAGCCACCCCAGGGGCCCCAGGGCAUGCUGGGCCCUGCCCAGGUGGCAGUGUUGCAGCAGCAGCAGCAGCAGCAGCAGCAGCAGCACCCUGGAGCUCUGGGCCCCCAGGGCCCUCACAGACAGGUGAUCCUGACCCAGCCCCGGGUGCUAAGUUCCCCCCAGCUGGCACAGCAGGGUCAGGGCCUUAUGGGACACCGGCUGGUCACAUCCCAGCAGCAGCAGCAGCAGCAGCAGCAGCAGCACCAACAGCAGGGAUCCAUGGCAGGGCUUUCCCAUCUUCAGCAGGGUCUGAUGCCACACAGUGGGCAGCCCAAACUGAGUGCUCAGCCCAUGGCCUCCUUGCAGCAGCAACAGCUGCAGCAGCAGCAGCUACAACAGCAGCAGCAGCAGCAGCUACAACAGCAGCAGCAGCAGCAGCUACAACAGCAGCAGCAGCAGCAGCUACAACAGCAGCAGCAGCAGCAGCAGCUUCAACAACAGCAGCAGCAGCAGCAGCUACAACAACAGCAGCAGCAGCAGCUACAACAGCAGCAGCAGCAGCAGCUACAACAGCAGCAGCAGCAGCAGCUACAACAGCAGCAGCAGCAGCAGCAGCUUCAACAACAGCAGCAGCAGAUGGGCCUCUUGAGCCAGAGUCGAACUUUACUGUCUCCUCAACAGCAGCAGCAGCAGCAGCAGCAGCAGCAGCAGCAGCAGCAGCAGCAGCAGCAGCAGCAACAGCAGCAGCAGCAACAGCAACAGCAGCAAGUGACACUCGGCCCUGGCAUGCCAGCCAAGCCUCUGCAACACUUUUCUAGCCCCGGAGCCCUGGGCCCAACCCUCAUCCUAACGGGCAAGGAACAAAACAUUGUAGAGGCGGCUCUUCCUCCAGAGGCCACUGAGGGGCCCUCCACGCAUCAGGGAGGGCCGUUAGCUGUAGGGACUGUACCAGAGUCAGUGGCCACUGAACCAGGGGAGGUAAAGCCCUCACUCUCCGGGGACUCACAACUCCUCCUUGUCCAACCCCAGGCCCAGGCUCAGCCCAGCUCUGUGCAGCUGCAGCCACCUCUGAGGCUCCCAGGACAACAGCAGCAGCAAGUUAACUUGCUCCACACAGCGGGUGUGGGAAGCCAUGGGCAACCAGGCAGUGGAUCAUCUUCUGAGGCCUCAUCUGUGCCCCACGUGCUGGCCCAAUCCUCUGUUUCCUUAGGGGAGCAGCCUGGACCCAUGACCCAGAAUCUUCUGAGCUCCCAACAGCCCCCUGGACUAGAGCGGCCCAUGCAAAAUAAUGCAGGGCCACAGCCUGCCAAACCAGGAUCUAUCCCCCAGUCUGGGCAGAGCCUGCCUGGAGCUGGGGUCAUGCCUACAGUGGGUCAGCUUCGAGCACAGCUUCAAGGAGUCCUGGCCAAAAACCCACAGCUGCGGCACUUGAGUCCUCAGCAGCAGCAGCAGCUACAGGCACUCCUCAUGCAGCGGCAGCUACAGCAGAGUCAGGCAGUACGCCAGGCCCCACCCUACCAGGAGCCUGGGACCCAGCCCUCUCCCCUCCAGGGCCUCCUGGGCCGCCAACCCCAACUUGGGGGCUUCCCUGGAUCCCAGACAGGCCCUCUUCAGGAGCUGGGGGCAGGGCUUCGACCUCAGGGCCCACCCCGGCUCCCCGCCCCACAAGGAGCCUUAUCCACAGGACCAGUCCUUGGCCCUGUCCUUCCCACACCUCCACCAUCCAGCCCCCAAGAGCCAAAGAGACCUUCUUCACAGUUACCUUCCCCCAGCUCCCAGCUUCCCUCUGAGGCCCAGCUCCCUACCACACAACCAGGAACCCCAAAACCCCAGGGGCCACCCUUGGAGCUGCCUCCUGGGAGGGUCUCACCUGCUGCUGCCCAGCUUGCAGAUACCUUCUUUGGCAAGGGGCUGGGACCUUGGGACCCCCCAGACAACCUAGCGGAAGCCCAGAAGCCGGACCAAAGCAGCCUGGUACCUGGGCAUCUGGAGCAGGUGAAUGGGCAGGUGGUACCCGAGCCACCCCAUCUCAGCAUCAAGCAGGAGCCUCGGGAAGAGCCAUGUGCCCUGGGAGCCCAGGCAGUGAAGAGGGAGGCCAACGGGGAGCCAAUAGGGGCACCAGGUACCAGCAACCACCUCCUGCUGGCAGGCCCUCGCUCAGAGGCCGGGCAUCUGCUCUUGCAGAAGCUUCUACGAGCAAAGAAUGUGCAACUCAGCACUGGGCGGGGGCCCGAGGGGCUGCGAGCUGAGAUCAACGGGCACAUUGACAGCAAGCUGGCUGGGCUGGAGCAGAAACUACAGGGUACCCCCAGCAACAAGGAGGAUACAGCAGCAAGGAAGCCUUUGACACCGAAGCCCAAGAGGGUACAGAAGGCAAGCGACAGGUUGGUGAGCUCCCGAAAGAAGCUGCGGAAGGAGGACGGGGUCAGGGCCAGCGAGGCCUUGCUGAAACAGCUGAAACAGGAGCUGUCCCUGCUGCCCCUCACGGAGCCUACCAUCACCGCCAAUUUUAGCCUCUUUGCUCCCUUUGGCAGCGGCUGCCCAAUCAAUGGGCAGUGCCAGCUGAGGGGGGCCUUUGGAAGUGGGGCGCUGCCCACGGGCCCUGACUACUAUUCCCAGCUGCUUACCAAGAAUAACCUGAGUAACCCGCCGACACCACCCUCGUCGCUGCCCCCCACCCCACCCCCAUCGGUGCAGCAGAAGAUGGUGAAUGGCGUCACUCCAUCUGAAGAGCUGGGGGAGCACCCCAAGGAUGCCACCUCUGCCCGGGAUGCUGAAGGGACGCUGAGGGAUGCUUCAGAGGUGAAGAGUCUAGACCUGCUGGCCGCCUUGCCUACGCCCCCUCACAAUCAGACUGAGGAUGUCAGGAUGGAGAGUGACGAGGACAGCGAUUCUCCUGACAGCAUUGUGCCAGCUUCGUCCCCCGAGAGCAUCCUGGGGGAGGAAGCCCCUCGUUUCCCUCAGCUGGGCUCAGGCCGGUGGGAGCAGGACGACCGGGCUCUCUCCCCCGUCAUCCCCAUCAUUCCUCGGGCCAGCAUCCCAGUCUUCCCAGAUAGCAAACCUUAUGGGGCCCUGGAUCUGGAGGCCCCUGGGAAGCUGCCUGCCACAACUUGGGAAAAGGGCAAAGGAAGCGAGGUGUCAGUCAUGCUGACAGUUUCUGCCGCUGCUGCCAAGAACCUGAAUGGUGUGAUGGUGGCAGUGGCAGAGCUACUAAGCAUGAAGAUCCCCAACUCCUAUGAGGUGCUGUUCCCAGAGAGCCCUGCCCGGGCAGGCAUUGAGCCUAAGAAGGGGGAAGCUGAGGGCCCUGGUGGGAAAGAAAAGGGUUUGGGAGGCAAGAGCCCAGAAGCUGGCCCUGAUUGGCUGAAGCAGUUUGAUGCUGUGUUGCCCGGCUAUACCCUCAAGAGCCAGUUAGACAUCUUGAGUCUCCUCAAACAGGAGAGCCCCGCCCCAGAGCCACCCAUCCAGCAUGGCUACACCUACAACGUCUCCAACCUGGACGUGCGGCAGCUCUCGGCACCGCCUCCUGAAGCACCCUCCCCACCCCCUUCCCCUUUGGCACCCUCUCCUGCCAGCCCCCCUGCUGAACCCUUGGCUGAACUUCCAGCUGAACCCUCAGCUGAGCCACCAGUCCCCUCGCCUCUGCCACUUGCCUCGUCCCCUGAAUCAGCCCGGCCCAAGCCCCGAGCCCGGCCUUCUGAAGAAGGUGAAGAUUCCCGGCCCCCUCGCCUCAAGAAGUGGAAGGGGGUGCGCUGGAAGCGUCUCCGGCUGCUGCUGACCAUCCAGAAGGGUGGUGUGCGGCAGGAGGAUGAGCGGGAAGUGGCAGAGUUUAUGGAGCAGCUUGGCACAGCCCUGCGACCUGACAAGGUGCCUCGAGACAUGCGGCGCUGCUGCUUCUGUCAUGAGGAGGGGGAUGGGGCCACGGAUGGGCCCGCUCGCCUGCUGAACCUGGACCUGGACUUGUGGGUGCACCUCAACUGUGCCCUGUGGUCCACGGAGGUAUAUGAGACCCAGGGUGGGGCACUGAUGAACGUGGAGGUUGCCCUGCACCGAGGACUGCUCACCAAGUGCUCCCUGUGCCAGCGCACUGGUGCCACCAGCAGCUGCAAUCGCAUGCGUUGCCCCAACGUCUACCAUUUUGCCUGCGCCAUCCGCGCCAAGUGCAUGUUCUUCAAAGACAAGACCAUGCUGUGUCCGAUGCAUAAGAUCAAGGGGCCCUGCGAGCAGGAGCUGAGCUCUUUUGCUGUCUUCCGGCGGGUCUACAUUGAGCGAGAUGAGGUGAAGCAAAUCGCCAGCAUCAUCCAGCGGGGAGAGCGGCUGCACAUGUUCCGUGUGGGGGGCCUUGUGUUCCACGCCAUCGGACAGCUGCUCCCCCACCAGAUGGCCGACUUCCACAGUGCCACCGCUCUCUAUCCCGUGGGCUACGAGGCCACGCGCAUCUACUGGAGCCUCCGUACUAACAACCGCCGCUGCUGCUACCGCUGCUCCAUCGGCGAGAACAACGGGCGGCCGGAGUUUGUGAUCAAAGUCAUGGAGCAGGGCCUGGAGGACCUGGUCUUCACUGACGCCUCUCCCCAGGCUGUGUGGAAUCGCAUCAUUGAGCCUGUGGCUGCCAUGAGAAAAGAGGCUGACAUGCUGCGGCUCUUCCCUGAGUACCUGAAAGGCGAGGAGCUCUUUGGGCUGACGGUGCACGCCGUGCUGCGCAUAGCUGAAUCACUGCCUGGAGUGGAAAGCUGUCAAAAUUAUUUAUUCCGCUAUGGACGCCACCCCCUGAUGGAGCUGCCACUCAUGAUCAACCCCACUGGUUGUGCUCGAUCAGAGCCUAAAAUCCUCACACACUACAAACGGCCCCACACUCUGAACAGCACCAGCAUGUCCAAGGCAUAUCAGAGCACCUUCACAGGCGAGACCAACACCCCGUACAGCAAGCAGUUUGUGCACUCGAAGUCAUCUCAGUACCGGCGGCUCCGCACUGAGUGGAAGAACAAUGUAUAUCUGGCUCGCUCCCGUAUCCAGGGCCUGGGGCUCUAUGCAGCCAAGGACCUAGAAAAGCACACAAUGGUCAUUGAGUACAUUGGCACCAUCAUUCGCAAUGAGGUGGCCAACCGGCGGGAGAAAAUCUAUGAGGAGCAGAAUCGAGGCAUCUACAUGUUUCGAAUAAACAACGAACAUGUCAUUGAUGCUACGUUGACCGGAGGCCCUGCCAGGUACAUUAACCAUUCCUGUGCCCCUAACUGUGUGGCAGAAGUUGUGACAUUUGACAAGGAGGACAAAAUCAUCAUCAUCUCCAGCCGGCGAAUCCCCAAAGGAGAGGAGCUGACAUAUGACUAUCAGUUUGAUUUUGAGGACGAUCAGCACAAGAUCCCCUGCCACUGUGGAGCCUGGAAUUGUCGGAAAUGGAUGAACUAAGAAGCUUUGAGGCUACCAGGCAGGGGAGUCCCCCACCCCAACCUCUUCCCUGAAAGGGAUGAGGGGGAAGAGAGGUAGCAGCCAGAGCCAGGACCCAGGGCUGGGGCUGCCGGCUGACCGGAGCCCCUGGAGCAGGAGGCUGGGGCAGAGGGCCCUAGGCCAAGCCCACCCUGGGCACCAGGGAUGACCCUCUUCCCCGCCACUGGCCCCCAGGCUGGCAUCUCUGCCCCCAGCUCCAGGAGGGGUCAGACAGAAGCAGCCAUUGGGCAUCUCAGGUUUGAGGGGGAUAUGGGCUGGGAACUACCCAGAAGCAUCUGGGAGGCAGCAGGGAGGGGGGAGGAGGAUGUGUGGCCGGGCCUCACAGCCCUGCUGCUCCCACCGACCUCUCUGGCCCAACUCGAGGCUGCAAAGAGACUUGACUAAGCUUGACAAUCCCAAAGGCCGGGUCCCACACCUGGCCCUGCCUGCCGGGUCCUGCCCCCACCCUCACCCCCAUCCCCUUCCCUCUCAAUCUGUCUCUGUCUCCCUCUUCUCCUCUGUGUUUCUGUCUCUCUAUGGGUUGUGUUUCCUUGUUUUCCACUCUGACAAAUGCAACAUGAACGGGAAAGAGGCGCCCCGCUGCCCAGGAGGGCAAGCCAGGCAAGCCGGGCAAGGAGACCCCGCACCCACACCUACCUCAUUUAAGUGUUGGAUUUUUUGCUGUUUUGAAAUGUGAGACCCUCUCCAAGCCCCCUACUGCCCCAACCCUCUCCCCCACCUCACUGCCCUCUUCUGAGUGGGUGGAAGGGGGGUAGGAGGAAGAAGAAAAAACAACAACAAAAAAUCCAUCUUUGUUUUUAAUUACGGGCAUGGGAUGGUGGUUGAGGCUAAUGAUGAUGAAGAUUGGGGAUGACUGGCCCCUAGUUGCUCUAGGACUUCCUUCUCCAUCUGGACAUGGGGGCGGGAGGGGUGUGCUAAACUUAGGACCAGGAUAUCUCCCUCCGGUUUUCCCAACCCCAUCAUGAGCCCAUUUGCCCUCCAGCCCCUGGAUAGGGUGGGUGGGUGGUAGGGUGAGGGCUAUCCCUGAGUGGCAUGCCCAUACCCAGUGAGGCAGGGUGUGGCCCGGAGCUCCCACUUUCCCUCCGUCACCAAACUGCUGCUGGUCUGGUGGGAA
Molecule: messenger RNA, 19089 nt
Organism: Balaenoptera ricei (Rice's whale)
Lineage: Eukaryota; Metazoa; Chordata; Mammalia; Artiodactyla; Balaenopteridae
Gene: KMT2D
Product: lysine methyltransferase 2D
Exons: 55
Coding region: 1230-17936 (5568 amino acids)
Biological process (GO): positive regulation of transcription by RNA polymerase II
Cellular component (GO): nucleus; MLL3/4 complex
Molecular function (GO): histone H3K4 methyltransferase activity; histone binding; transcription coactivator activity
Source: RefSeq, a predicted model, not a curated record